Caenorhabditis remanei is the source of this 1680-nucleotide messenger RNA. RefSeq lists its product as uncharacterized. NCBI's taxonomy places the organism in Eukaryota, Metazoa, Nematoda, Chromadorea, Rhabditida, Rhabditidae. The record is from RefSeq and is a predicted model, not a curated record. The coding region runs from base 1 to 1680 and encodes 559 amino acids. Gene Ontology annotation, molecular function: protein binding. The transcript is spliced from 8 exons.
AUGGAAACGUCGAAAGAGUUCGAAUUCCGGCCGGCCAAGGAGACGUCACGCUCCAAAAGUCCCGGUGGAAUCGUAGGGAGACUCUCGAAUUUUGCUCGAAAUAAAGCGAGACAUUCGUUGAGUGAAAAAGGAUCGAAUUCGGUUGGAGGAAGUGGUGGAAGCGGGUUUGAUAAACCAAGAAAGGACCUGCUGAAAGAAUUUCACAAAUGCAAGGAAGCACAAGACCAACGAUUGGAUUUGUCCUCGAUCGAAAUCACGAGUAUCCCAUCACCGAUCAAAGAGCUCACACAGCUGACAGAGCUCUUUUUGUAUAAGAACAAACUGACAUGCCUGCCAACUGAAAUCGGACAACUCGUGAAUCUCAAAAAACUAGGACUCUCUGAAAAUGCUCUCUCUUCUCUACCGGACUCUCUCGCCUCUUUGGAAUCACUUGAAACUCUCGAUUUGAGGCAUAACAAACUGACAGAAGUUCCAUCGGUGAUUUACAAGAUUAAUUCACUGGAAACAUUAUGGUUGAGGUAUAAUCGAAUCGUAGCCGUAGACGAACAAAUCGGAAAUCUUGUCAAACUGAAAAUGUUGGAUGUUCGAGAGAAUAAAAUUCGAGAACUUCCAUCUGCAAUCGGCAAGCUGACGUCGUUGGUGGUGUGUCUUGUUUCGUAUAAUCAUUUGACACGUGUUCCAGAAGAAAUCGGUGAAUGUCUAUCCCUGACUCAACUGGAUCUCCAACACAAUGAUCUAUCCGAACUACCGUACUCCAUCGGAAAACUGACGAAUCUCGUUCGAAUUGGAAUCCGUUAUAACAAGAUUCGAUGUAUUCCAAGCGAAUUGGAAAGUUGUCAGCAAUUGGAGGAGUUCAUUGUGGAGAGUAAUCAUUUGCAAUUGUUACCGCCAAAUCUUCUGACAAUGCUUCCAAAAAUCCACACUGUCAAUCUAUCAAGAAAUGAAUUGACUGCAUUCCCAGCUGGUGGACCUCAACAAUUUGUAUCUACAGUCACUAUCAAUAUGGAACAUAAUCAGAUUUCGAAGAUCCCAAUCGGAAUUUUCUCGAAAGCCACACGAUUGACAAAACUGAAUUUAAAGGAGAACGAGCUGGUCUCGCUGCCUCUUGAUAUGGGAUCAUGGACAUCAAUAACCGAACUGAAUCUCUCCACAAAUCAAUUGAAAGUGCUUCCCGAAGACAUCGAGAAACUUGUCAAUUUGGAAAUUCUCGUCCUAUCGAAUAAUCAACUGAAAAAGCUUCCGAAUCAGAUUGGAAAUCUCAAAAAACUCCGUGAGCUGGAUCUCGAGGAGAAUGAAUUAGAGACAGUGCCAACUGAGAUUGGAUUCUUGCAACAUUUGACGAAAUUAUGGAUUCAAUCGAAUAAGAUUAUCACACUUCCAAGAUCGAUUGGAAAUUUAUGUUCACUUCAAGAUUUGAGACUGGGAGAGAAUAAUUUGACAGCGAUUCCGGAAGAGAUUGGUCACCUCGACUCAUUGAAAUCUUUGUACCUCAACGACAACUCAUCUCUUCACAAUCUUCCAUUCGAACUCGCUCUCUGUCAAUCCCUUGAAAUCAUGUCAAUCGAAAACUCUCCAUUAUCUCAAAUCCCACCAGAAAUCACUGCUGGUGGACCAUCACUUGUGAUACAGUACCUCAAAAUGCAAGGACCUUAUCGUGGAGUCGUGAUGACGGGGCAAUAA